Messenger RNA from Lactuca sativa (garden lettuce), 2328 nucleotides. Its product is annotated as F-box/FBD/LRR-repeat protein At4g26340. The record is from RefSeq and is a predicted model, not a curated record. Gene Ontology annotation, molecular function: protein binding. Lineage: Eukaryota; Viridiplantae; Streptophyta; Magnoliopsida; Asterales; Asteraceae.
AAUAAUAAUAAUAUAAAUGGUGAAUAUAGAAAUCAUACAGUUAAAUAAAAAGUCAAAUUAUAAUUUGUUUUUUUUUUUCAAUAAAAUUAUAAGAAUAAUGGCCUUUAGUGGUGACGCACGUCGCCACUAAAGGAGCAAAAUGUCGUCGCUAAAUUGUCAUCGUUAUUGGCUCAUUGCUAAUGCUCAAAUUGUCGCCACUAAUGUUUUGCAUUGCCGUUAAUGCCCCGUCGUCACUACUAUUAUACGUGACCACUAGUGCCCUAUCGCCACUAAUUGUUGUUAUCUUUUUAGUUUUUAUGAAACCGUUCAUUUCUAAUACAAAACAAAUGUUAUAAUAAUAUAAAAAAAACUGCUAAUGAAUAUUAAUUGUAGCAAAACUAAAAGUUAUUAUUAUUAUUAUUUAUAAAAACAUUCUAAAAUAUCGUUAAUGUGGAAGGAGAUAAAUGUCAUUGAUGAGCUAAAAUCGUCGCUUGGGCUGGGCUUCCGGCAGUAUGGAAGGAGAAGAACACCGUUUGUCUGUGAAAUUGCAAUGAUCUCGACCGUGGUGAUCAUAGAGAACGAGGGAAAUACAGAUCAACCGGUAAAGAAACUGAAGACGAAGAGGGGUUUAUUGUUGACGACUCUUAGUGGCGACGCCCUUUAGCGGCAACGUCUUCUCAUUUGCGGCGACAUACCGGAGGAAGACAACACGGAGUUUCCUACUUCUUUUCCGAUUAGGGCUUUGAGGUUUAGGCGCUUCCAGUUUCACUUCUGCAUAAACCAGGCUAAUGAGUCCGAUUAUGUAUGACGAUUUACUUCCAAACGCUCUGCGUUAUAACACUUUUCUUCUUGAAAUUGAUUUGCGUGUCUGCAUAAUUGUGAGUGUUGAACCCUAAUUGAAGAAAAAAAAUGAGUUGGAGAAGUAAGAAUGAAGAUAGGCUUAGCUCUUUGCCUGAAGAGAUUCUUUCACAUAUACUCUCUUUAAUGCCUACAAGUUUUGCUGUGCGAACUAGCCUUUUAUCCAAAAGAUGGAAAUACUGUUGGAGGUUGAUCACAAACCUUGACUUGAACGAUUAUUACCUUGGGUUUGAUUUCAAAUGCUUCUCAAAAUAUGUGGAUCAGGUAUUGGAGCAUUGCAAAGCAUCACAACUUAAAUCAUUCAAGUUAGGUCUUUUUCGUACUUCAGUGCAAAAGUCAGAUGUUGCAAAGUGGAUUAAUGAGGCAAUUAGGUUAAAUGUUAGUGAGGUUGACAUACAAGUUAGGAAAUUUGGUUUGCCUCUCAGCCUGUUUACUUGCAAGACACUUACAAAAUUAAGAUUAGUUGGGAGUUUUGAUGAUUCAGAUGUUUUUAAUGGUGAGUCUCCAGUUGUGAUGCUUCCUGGUUUGCAAACUCUUGAUCUCAAUGUUUCUAGGAUAUCUUGUGUCAACUUAUUCAGAUUCAUCCAUGGCUGCCCAGUACUUGAAAGCUUAUCUCUGGAGAUAUUAUGGCCUGAUGAUGAAGUAGACUACAAUUUCAACAUCCCUACUUUGAAGCGAUUGGAAUUAAGAAUGAGUAGUUUAUAUACCAGCAAAGUUGUUUUAAAUGUCCCUAAUCUUGAAUACCUUUUUGCUGGUGGGUACAUCUGCCCAGAUUUUGUGAUGGAAGAUUUGUCGUCUUUGGUUGAGGCAACUGUUUUUUUUAAUGGUGGUUUAACAGAUUAUCGUCAGAAGGUUGAGCUUCUAAAAGGAUUAAGUGGAGUUAAAUCACUUUCUUUGUUCACUUCAACUCUUAAUGAAUUUGUACAUUCACAUUUGCCCAAGUUUCUCAAUUUGAAGCAUUUGGAUUUGAAGGAUUCUUAUUUCAAAUCUCCAUGGAUCUUAGUUACUCAAAUUCUUGAAAGCUCUCCUGAGUUGGAGCAUUUAUGUUUUGAGGAGCCGGAAGAUAAUGGCUGGAUUGAGCCUGAGUCAGUUCCCACUUGUAUGCUUUCACACCUUAGAACCAUGAAAAUUACAAAGUGCCAGGGGCGAAAGUGUGAUAUACAGUUCCUUGAAUACAUAUUGGGGAAUUCAGAGGUUUUGAAGACAAUAACAAUCAUAUGUGGAAGUAUGCGCAUGAAGGAUGAAAUGGAAAUGUGUGCACGCUUAUUAAAGUUUCCAAGAGCUUCUAGGUUUUGUGAGAUUCAUUUUUUUGGGAAAUGGCUUAAUUCUUCUACGGGGUAACUAGAAGAAUAAUUUUUAGUUAAUUUUUUGCUUGUGCUUUGGUUAUCUUAACCUUUCUAUCUUUCAGCAAUAAUCAUAUCAACUAUUCUCCGACAUCAACUUUUACCAUGUUUUCUUGUAAAUUUAAUUACUUGUAUAUGCUUUCCCCUC